AGACCUUAAAAAAGUUCCGGCCGUUCUGCCGUUGUCUCUCUGUUGCGUUGAAGAACUAUUUGAUAUCACGCGAAGUGAUGGAUUUGUGAUUUUACUGUGGUGAGCUCGGUUUUGCAGCUUCAUCUUCUGUCUGGCAUUGAAAAAGUCUGUGUUAGGUUUGGAGACAAGGCAACGCCUGAACAAUCGAUGCGCGGAGUAACACUGCAUGUAAAGACACCGGAAAAGGUCGAGUGCCAAAGAUGGUGGUUUUAAGACUCAGGCUUCACUACUGAUUACGUUUCGGGUCCACCAUGGAACCGGGGUCAGAUGACUUCCUGCCGCCGCCUGAGUGUCCGGUGUUCGAGCCUACCUGGGCAGAAUUUCGAGACCCGCUUGGCUACAUCGCGAAAAUCAGGCCCAUCGCGGAGAAGUCGGGCAUCUGCAAGAUCCGCCCACCUUCGGACUGGCAGCCACCAUUUGCAGUAGAAGUUGACAACUUCAGAUUUACUCCUCGCAUCCAGAGGCUAAAUGAACUAGAGGCUCAAACCAGAGUGAAACUGAAUUAUUUGGACCAGAUAGCAAAAUUCUGGGAAAUCCAAGGUUCUUCAUUAAAAAUUCCUAACGUGGAACGGAGGAUCUUGGACCUCUACAGCCUUAGUAAGAUUGUUUUGGAGGAAGGUGGUUAUGAAGCCAUCUGUAAGGACCGACGGUGGGCCCGCAUUGCCCAGCGCCUCAACUACCCACCGGGCAAAAAUAUUGGCUCCCUGCUACGAUCUCACUAUGAACGUAUCAUUUACCCCUAUGAAACGUUUCAGUCUGGAGCUAACCUUGUGAAGUGUGACACUCAUCAAUUUGACAGUGAGGAGAAGGACAAGGAAUACAAACCUCACAGCAUUCCCCUUAGACAGUCUGUGCAGCCUUCCAAGUUUAGUGGUUAUAGUCGGCGGGCAAAAAGACUACAGCCUGAUCCAGAACCUACAGAAGAAGACAUCGAGAAAAAUCCAGAACUGAAGAAGCUACAGAUAUAUGGUGCAGGUCCCAAGAUGAUUGGCUUGGGCCUCACGGCCAAGGAUAAGACUUUACGAAAGAAAGAUAAAGAAGGGGUCAUAAGCCCCUCCACUGUUAUGAUGAAGGAGGAACCAAGUGGCCAUGGGAAAGUGAUGUCAACAAUGCCCAAGGAGGAUCUGAGUCACAGCCUAGAGCCUGGCACCAAGAUGACCAUGCAGCUACGGAAGAACCACAGCAGUUCUCAGUUUAUUGACGCAUAUGUUUGCCGAAUGUGUGCUCGAGGGGAUGAAGAUGAAAAACUUCUUCUCUGUGAUGGCUGUGAUGACAGUUAUCACAUUUUCUGCCUAUUGCCACCCCUUCCUGAAAUCCCCAGAGGGGUCUGGAAGUGCCCAAAGUGUAUCAUGGCGGAGUGUAAGAGACCCCACGAAGCCUUUGGCUUUGAACAGGCUACCCAGGAGUAUACUUUGCAGAGCUUUGGUGAAAUGGCUGAUUCAUUCAAGGCGGAAUACUUCAACAUGCCUGUACAUAUGGUACCUACAGAACUUGUGGAGAAGGAAUUCUGGAGGCUGGUCAGCAGCAUUGAAGAGGAUGUGACAGUUGAGUAUGGAGCAGAUAUUCAUUCCAAAGAAUUUGGCAGUGGUUUUCCUGUCAGCAGUAGCAAAGGGAACCUGUCUCCUGAGGAGGAGGAAUAUGCAGCCAGUGGUUGGAACCUAAAUGUGAUGCCGGUGUUGGAUCAGUCUGUUCUCUGCCACAUUAAUGCAGACAUCUCAGGCAUGAAAGUUCCCUGGCUUUAUGUGGGCAUGGUAUUCUCAGCAUUUUGUUGGCAUAUUGAGGAUCACUGGAGUUACUCCAUUAACUACCUACACUGGGGUGAGCCGAAGACCUGGUAUGGUGUACCUUCACUGGCAGCAGAGCAUUUGGAGGAGGUCAUGAAGAGGCUAACACCUGAGCUGUUUGAUAGCCAGCCUGACCUUCUACACCAGCUUGUCACCCUUAUGAAUCCCAACACCCUUAUGUCUUACGGUGUGCCAGUUGUGCGCACAAACCAAUGUGCCGGAGAAUUUGUCAUCACUUUCCCUCGUGCUUACCACAGUGGCUUUAACCAAGGCUACAAUUUUGCUGAGGCUGUCAAUUUUUGCACUGCUGACUGGCUACCUGUUGGACGCCAGUGCAUUGAACACUACCGCAGACUUCGGCGCUACUGUGUCUUUUCUCAUGAGGAACUCAUAUGCAAGAUGGCUGCCUUUCCAGAGAAGUUGGACCUAAAUUUGGCUGUGGCUGUACACAAAGAGAUGUUCAUCAUGGUGCAGGAGGAGCGACGUUUACGAAAGGCUCUAUUGGACAAGGGCAUCACGGAGGCUGAGCGAGAGGCUUUCGAGCUGCUCCCAGAUGAUGAGCGCCAGUGUAUCAAGUGCAAGACCACCUGCUUCCUGUCAGCCCUGGCCUGCUAUGACUGCCCAGACAGCCUUGUCUGCCUUUCCCAUAUCAAUGAUCUCUGCAAGUGCUCCAGUAGCCGGCAGUACCUACGAUAUCGGUACACUUUGGAUGAACUCCCUGCGAUGCUCCAUAAGCUGAAGAUUCGGGCUGAAUCCUUUGACACCUGGGCCAACAAAGUGCGAGUGGCCUUGGAAGUGGAGGAUGGGCGGAAGCGGAGCUUUGAAGAGCUAAGGGCACUGCAGUCUGAGGCCUGUGAGGGAAGGUUUCCUAACAAUGAGCUGCUUAAGCAAUUGACGGACUGCUUGAAGGAAGCAGAGGCUUGUGUCUCCCAAGUAUUGGCUCUGGUCAAUGGCCAGGAGGUCAGGAUUAAAACUCCACAACUGACACUAACUGAGCUACAGGUCCUUCUUGAGCAGAUGGCCAGCCUCCCCUGUGCCAUGCAUCAGAUUGGGGAUGUCAAGAAUUUCCUGCAACAGGUGGAGGCCUACCAAGCUGAGGCCCGGGAGGCCCUGGCCUCAUUGCCUACUAGUCUGGGACUACUGCGGUCCCUGUUAGAGAAGGGACAGCAGCUGGGUGUGGAGGUACCUGAAGCCCAGCAACUCCAGCAACAGAUGGAGCAAGCACGGUGGCUAGAUGAAGUAAAGCAAGCACUGGCUCCUUCAGCUCCAAGGGGCUCUCUGGUCAUCAUGCAAGGGCUGUUAGUUACAGGUGCCAAAGUAGCUUCCAGCCCUUCUGUGGACAAGGCCCGGGCUGAGCUUCAGGAGCUGCUGACCAUUGCAGAACGCUGGGAAGAAAAGGCUCACUUUUGCUUGGAAGCCAGGCAGAAGCAUUCACCAGCUACACUGGAAGCUAUCAUUCAUGAGGCAGAAAACAUCCCUGUUCACCUGCCUAACAUCCAGGCACUCAAAGAGGCUCUGACCAAGGCACAGGCUUGGAUUGCUGAUGUGGAUGAGAUCCAGAAUGGUGACCACUACCCAUGCCUGGAUGACUUAGAGGGUCUGGUAGCUGUGGGCCGAGACCUACCUGUGGGGUUGGAGGAACUGAGACAGCUAGAGUUGCAGGUAAUAAAAGCGCACUCCUGGAGAGAGAAGGCCUCCAAGACUUUCCUGAAAAAGAAUUCAUGGUACACGUUGCUGGAGGUGAGGCCUAGGACCCUGACCCAUAACCUCUUAUGUCCCUGGCCUGGCUAUUGUGAGAUGACUCAUAUGAGAGCAUGCGGGUUUGAGGGAUGCUGGGACAGGAGGAGAGGAAAUGUGAAGCAGGGGAAUCAUGGCCAUUCCCCCUCUGUCUGCCUGCCUCAGGUGCUCUGCCCAUGUGCAGACACUGGCUCAGACAGGACCAAGCGCACCCAGUGGAUGGAGAAGGAGCUGGGGUUGUACAGAUCUGAUACAGAGCUGCUGGGACUGUCUGCACAGGAUCUCAGGGAUCCAGGCUCUGUGAUUGUGGCUUUCCUGGAAGGGGAACAAAAGGAGAAGGAGGGAAUCCUGCAGCUGCGUCGCACCAACUCUGCCAAGCCCAGUCCACUGGCAUUAUCAACCACAGCUUCCUCUGCAACCUCCAUUUGUGUGUGUGGGCAGGUGCCAGAUGGGGGGGGAGCUCUGCAGUGUGACCUGUGUCAGGACUGGUUCCAUGGGCGAUGUGUGUCCGUACCCCGCCUCAUCAGCUCCCUGAGGCCCAGUGCCACCUCAUCAUCUCUUCUGGCCUGGUGGGAAUGGGACACCAAAUUCUUGUGUCCACUGUGCAUGCGCUCACGGCGUCCGCGCCUGGAGACCAUCCUGGCACUGCUGGUAGCGCUGCAGAGACUGCCUGUGCGGCUGCCUGAGGGCGAGGCCCUGCAGUGCCUCACAGAGAGGGCUAUCAGCUGGCAAGGCCGUGCCAGGCAGGCUCUGGCCUCUGAGGAUGUGACUGCUCUGUUGGGACAGCUGGCGGAGCUUCGCCAGCGGUUGCAGUAUGAACCCAGGCCCGAGGAGCCCCUUUCCUACGUUUCAGCCCCUGCUUCUGGCCCUCUCAGAGAAGGCAGUGGCAGGGACAUGACUAAGGUCCAAGGAUUGCUGGAGAACAGAGACAGUAUAAGCAGUCCUGAGAAGGUAGCCCCUGGGCAGGGCUCAGAUAAGAGAGACCUGGAGUUGCUGUCCUCACUACUGCCACAGUUGACUGGCCCGGUACUGGAUUUGCCUGAGGCAACUAGAGUUCCCCUGGAGGAGCUCAUGUUGGAGGGAGAUCUACUUGAGGUGACCCUGGAUGAGAACCAUAGCAUCUGGCAGCUUUUGCAGGCUGGGCAGCCUCCAGACCUACAACGGAUCCACACACUUCUGGAGCUGGAAAAGCCUCGGCGUCAAGGAAGUAGGAUAAGGGGCCGGAUACUGGAGAAGCGACAGCGACGGCAGCAAAAAGUAGGUCUGGGUAGAAAGAGUGAGGAUAUUGUUCAAGAAGAACUGGCAUCAAAAAAAGCCCGGAGCUCAGAUAUCAAGCAUGAGGAAGGCGAAGAAGAAGAAGAGUUUGAGGAGGAAACAGAUUUUGAAAAUAUAUUUCUGACACCCCCUGUAGAAGAUAACCCCAUUUUGAAAGUGAACCAAAAUAACCUAAAACAAGAUUCAGGUACCACAACAUAUUUUCCUCCUGUAACCCCUUUGGCUACACCUGUCUUACCCUGAGCAGCAAGAGUUAUGACAGCAACACAGAACAUUUUUAUGUAAUGUCACUGCCUCCUGGACCUUCCUAGAUCCUGUACCUUCUUUUGUAUCAACUUUUGUCACCUCAGAAAGUUUUGAAAUGCUGACUCCUAAAGGUGAUGUUUUAAAGGUGAUGUUUUAAGCUCAGUUUCUGCAGACAGUGCCUGUGUCCUCUUCCCAGUAACGUUUACUGAGACUACAAUACAGAAGAUAGUUUUUUAAGCCAGUUUUUUUCUAAACUGAGGCAGAUAAAACUUGAGAAAGGCAAAUUAUCAUGUUUCUUCUGAUUUUUCCCCCCUAACUUCCUCUAUUCUUUUUUUCCUCCUCCUGAUACCUUUGAAAUAUUUUGGUGCUUCAAGGCUUCUUAACAUCUUAAUUCUACCUUGUUUUUGUUUCUCUCCUUUAUUUGUGUCGUAAGAAAAGACAUUACUGAUGUGUAAUUACUUGUUGAGGCCAAAAAGAAUAGAGCAAAAUAAGUUCUUAUUUCCAGCUACAGUCUGUUUUUAAUUCCUUUAAAAUAAAACAAUGGCUGUGUUUUAAAAAUGUGAAUUUUAUUUGCACUUUUUGGAAUUUAGAAGUGAAGGACUCAAGUUGGGAAACAAAAAAUGUUUUAGAAUGUAUGAUGUCUUAUUUGGUAGGGGUGAAGGAGUGAGUGUUCAUUUGUAAAAAGGUAUGAGAGUUUUGUGUCGUUUCUUUUUUUUCCUUAUAGAUGCCAAUUGCUUCAGGUGUAUUUAUUGAGAAGUAAUUCUUUUUCCCUUAAGUUGCUUUAUUCAUUUUGUCAGAAAUGUUGGUUGUACUGUCUCUGUAUCUUGAUCUAUUCUAUUAUGUCCAUUAUCCCUUUGCCAGCAUUCCAUUGUUUUCAUUAAUACAGCUUUCAUUAAGUGUAACAGUAGGGUAGAAUUGUUCCUCUCACUUUAUUGUUUUUCAGAUAGUUUUAAGAGCCUGAUACCAAUCUCUCUUUUUCCACAUGUGGUUGGUUUUGAAUUCUAUGUCUGAUAGAUUUGAACUUGAAAAGAGUUAUUUAAAAUGAUAAAUAUAGUAUGUGAUUUAAUAGCAUUUAUUAUAAGAAUUUAGUGAGAUCACUAUGUUAAGUAUUUCAAGCAAUACCAUCACUCAGUUUAUUUUCUUCUGUCUCCCUGAGUGAUAUAGACAUAUAGGCUGUAUGGUACUUCUGUCAUUCCCUUUCAGGAAUCAAAUUCUGUUGACCUGUUUUGAAUCUCUUGUCAAUGCUUUCCCCUCUCUUUCUGGUACCCCACCCAGUGUAGGCUCUUUGUUUCUCUGUAUAAAAUUUCAUGCCACCGUCCCUAUUUUCCUGUCUUUUUUUUUCAUGUCGGUAGGUGAUCCUUAAGCAUAGCUUUGUUAUCAAGAAACCUAUUCCAUCUCCUUACCUCGUUUUUAGCUUUUUUACCGGUCAAAACAAAGUAGAAAACAAACAAUAUCCAAGCGUUACUCUACUGCAACGUAGGAAUCAGGUCAAAUAAAUAGAAAGUCUUAAUGGUAUUUCAUCUAAAUAUAAGAAUUACUCCUAAACUUCAGUGUCUUUUCUCCUUCACCACAAUGUGGCAAAAGAGUCUGUGAUUCUCGAUGGGCCUCUGAAAUUUUAUAUUCUCCCAGGAGUAUCUUAUAUACAUCAUUUGCUCCCUGUAUUUGUUCCCUUGGAGUUUGUAUAUGUACCUCAGCAUUUGAAAAUUAACUAUUUAGUGGAAAAUACUGAUAAGGUGAAAGAAUUCAGGUUUUGUCUACUCAUAAUCUCACUAAGCACUUCACAAAUUAUUUACCUCCUCUCCAUUAAGGAAACAACUCAAGGUCAGACAGUUGUGCAUCUUUUCUUAGGUCACCUCUGCUCAUAGUGCUUUAUUUGUUUUACUUCAUGAGUAAGUUGUAACAAUUGAAAUCAGACACAAAUGCAACAUUAAAUGUUGUAUGUAUGCUAGUUUAUCAUGUGACUAUAGGUUGAAUUAAUUAAGAAACAUGACCAAAUCUGCAGCAAAAUCAAUAUACAGAAUCAUUCUGUAAUACUUAUUGAGGAUAAUUCUUUUUCAGGAAAAUUUUAAUCUUGGUCUCAAAAAAAGCAUACUAAAGCUUCACUAUGCCAUUAACUGCAGUGCAGUAGAGCAAAUACCUAUUCAGCUUCUGUUCCUGGUAAAAUUCAUGAAACUGAUGAUUUUCACAUUCAUGACUGAGUUAGUGUCACCACUGACAUUAGUACAAUAACACAUGAUUCACAUAUUUUCUGCAUAGCAUCUGCAGAUGACUAAUACAGUAAAUAACCAAUGACAUUAAACAUGUUGUAUUUUCUAGUUUUGUAAAUUUGUCUGAUUCCACACACUUUUUCUACCACCAGUUGUAGCACAUCUUAGAAGAUUCUAAUUUAGGUUGCACUAAAUUUGUGUUUCCUCAACUACUGAAAAAAUAAUUGUUACCUAUAGUGGUUCCAUACAGACUAUUAUAAAGGCCCAGACUUUAGGUACUUCCAGCUUGUUACUGGUUUCUCAAAACAACAUACAAGUAUUAGUAAUACCUGUCACCUUAGCAAUUAAGUCAACCCAGUUGAAAUAAUUUGCUUGUUUUAAUUGACUGUUGGUGCUCCCACUGUCCUCAACUCCUUUACUAUUCUGAAAGACUAUCUUAAAUUUACUUUCUCUCAAGAUUUUUCUUCAGCUGCUGCUGUCAAACCCAAUAAACUCAACAUUGGUAAAUGGCCUUCUUUAUCUGCUUAUCAGAUGAGCCAUUGAAAACUUAUUUUGGUCCUGGUCAUUCUGAUAUUUAUUAUUUUUAUGAAGAAGUUCUGCUGUGAUGAGAUAUGCUAUUUAAAUGUUCUACUUUUCCUGACUAUUAUUUUUGUGUGGUUUUGAAAUAGUAAGUGCUUAAUCUGAUAAAACCAACAUAAAUGCUUUUCUUUUAACAGCUAUUUUGUCAGUGCAUAAUAAGCCAUACUUUACCAUCUAAUUCAAUAACGCAUUCCUGCACCAUAUCUGACAUUUGGCAUCCACUUUUCUUUUUGUGAUGUUUACAGUAAUAAGCAAAACAUAAGAUGAAUCCCUAUAGCAAUAGAUAAUGGUAUUUGAAAACACUAUCUAAACUUAUAACUGCCUGUGAUUUGCAGUAUGCCAAGGAAUGCAUACCUUCAUAUACUCUUAACUACUCAGUUCUCCACAUGUAAAUGAAUGGGAAUGGCUAUGUACCAGUAUAAUUUCAUAAAAGGUUUUUGUGACAUAAAAUAUUUUCCCCCAAGCACUUAAAAAUGUAAAAGCAGCUGACUGGCUUUAGGUAAUAGCUUGCUGACCCCCUUAUCUAAGAGGCCAGAAAAAAGAAUGAUAUAAUUAAAUGUGGCUGAACUUUUCUCAAAAGUCCAGAUUUCUUAAACCUACCCACUUUGUACUGUUUGAUAUUUUGUUUUGUUUUGUUUUGGUUUUUUUUGGUAGAACUAACAAGUUGUUUUGGGUUAUGGGGUUUUGUUUUGGAACUUUUAUCUUCACCUUUUUUGUAUCAUAAUUGGACACUUUUGUGUGCAGCUUUCUUACAUAAUUAUUUUUACCUGCAGUUGAAAUAGAUGUUUUCCUUGCCCUUGACAGUUGCUUCUCAAUUUUUUCUCCUCUAAGUAUCCCUGUCUUUUUAGCUUAUGCCAUAAAUUCUGCCCUUUCUCAUUCUAAUUAUCUACAUAUAAUAAAAUCCCAACUCUAUUUCUGCAUCCUUUAUUCCAGUCUUUACCACUCUUGCUGUUUUCCCUCUAUGAUAACACUGACCAACCUAUUUAUCCUAGUCUAUGCUGUGUUCCCUAUCCUACCCCUGACUACCAUUCUGUUUAUCACUUCCAAUAUAACUUGUUACAUUAAUGAACCGAAGAUGUUCUUUGUGUUUUGACUCCUUUAUUUUUCACUAUGGUAGCUUAGAAGCCACUGGUAUCCAAGUUAAAUUCAUACACAUCCUGUUACUUUUUUUUAAUACCCAAAAUAAGCAGAAUUUAGCCAUUUAGAUUUUUCUAGUUUCUAGGUACUGUAAGUCUUCAUCCAGCAUCUGCUGAGUGAUAAAAUAGGAGCUUUUGGAUAAAAUUCCCUGAGCCAUAAUUGUCCUUUGCAACUCUCUGAUGCACAGAAUUCCUGCAGCAUUGCUGAGGAAUUAUCACCUACGCAUAUGCACACAGUCCUGAGAGUUGAGAUUAUACAAUCCAAGUCUAGAACUCCUAGGACAGGAUAGGAGUAUUUCCUCUGAAAUCUCCAGUUUGCUUUGAUUUAUAUAGACAGAUUUG
Camelus dromedarius (Arabian camel) is the source of this 9345-nucleotide messenger RNA. Its product is annotated as lysine-specific demethylase 5D. NCBI's taxonomy places the organism in Eukaryota, Metazoa, Chordata, Mammalia, Artiodactyla, Camelidae. The record is from RefSeq and is a predicted model, not a curated record. Gene Ontology annotation, biological process: chromatin remodeling; regulation of DNA-templated transcription. Gene Ontology annotation, molecular function: histone H3K4me/H3K4me2/H3K4me3 demethylase activity; DNA binding. The transcript has 26 exons. Gene Ontology annotation, cellular component: nucleus; chromatin. Bases 291 to 5078 code for a protein of 1595 amino acids.